[Torrubiella] hemipterigena is the source of this 2255-nucleotide messenger RNA. The record is from the annotation of a GenBank genome assembly. Lineage: Eukaryota; Fungi; Ascomycota; Sordariomycetes; Hypocreales; Clavicipitaceae.
CAGUGGUCAUGCGGCUGAAAUAGCACUUUUCCUCCUCAUCUUCAUCGACAUCGUCUUUAUCGCCAUCGCCAUCGCCAUCGCCACCAUCGCACGUAUAAAUCGCCGUCAAGAUCAUAAGCGGGAUCGCUCUUACUUACCAGUAACCGGACAAUAAAAAUACCCCUUCUCCCGUGCGGCGCAAAGCAGCCCCAAUCAGAAAAGCAGCGCCGCCGCCGGAAUGCAACUCUAGACGCUAUGGUGCUCUCCAACAUCUUAAACCCGGGCGAACGCUCGACUGGCAAGCAAAAAACAAUCUCCGACUUCAUCUACGAAGAGUCCCAAUUACCCUGCAUCCCACCCGACCGCCCCGACCUCCAUGACCUCAACAACAGCAUACAGGCCCUAAUGGCCGUCUUCCCCGACGUCAGCAUCGAGGUAUUUCGCGAGAUGCUCAUCCACUUUAGCGGGGAGUCCCGUCUGGAACUUGUCUCCGAUGCCCUUCUCAAGGCCAAAAUCGAAUGGACAAAGGGCAGGUGGCGCCCGCUCGCUACCCAGGGUAAACCAGCGCCAGUCUUUACCCGCGCCGACGGCUUCCGUAGCGAUGAGUACAAGGAGGCGGCCCGUACUGUCGCUAGCGACGAGUUCAAGGGCUUUUCAAAGGGUGCAAUUGAUGCUGUCCUGGCCGAGCAUAACUACUCAUAUCUCGAUGCAAGAGCAACACUGGAAGCCGCAGCCAACAAAUCAUGGCGAUAUACCCUGUCCGGUCUCUUCUAUCGACGCAAGCGCCUCAUUGCAGAUGACCCGUGUAGCCAUCCACUGAUUGUGUGGAAGACAAAGCCAGACCGAACCCCUUAUGCUACCAUUAAAGCCUCCGGCAGUGCUGAGCUGGACAGAGAGCUCUUCAACACCAUCAUUAAACCGAUCAACGACCGUGAGAAGCUGCAGCAGGAAGACCGCGACUGUAAGCUUGCCAUUGCCGUCAACGAGCGAGAAGCAAGAGACACAUUCUGUAUCUAUGAGUGCGAGUGCUGCUACGGCGACAUGACUUUUGAAGAACUCUGUCACUGCACUGAAGGCAAGCAUAUGAUCUGUAACGACUGCGUCCAGGCGUCUGUCAAAGAAGCAGUCUUUGGUCAGGGCUGGGCGCGAGUGAUUGACCCUGCCCGAGGCACGUUGCGGUGCAUGGCUGCUGAUGGCAGCGACUGCCCAGGUGUUGUUCCGCCUGACCAGCUGUACAAGGCUAUGCUGAGGGACAGCGCAGGCGCUGGCAUCAUGCUCAAACUCGACCAACGACUGGCGCAGAACAACCUACUGGAAUCCCAACUGCCUCUACAUCGAUGCCCGUUUUGUGACUACGCGGAAACGGAAGAAAUCCAGCUCGGCAUGUACGAAAACAAGCUCUUACUCAAGGAAGACUGGAUAUACUGUACUAUAAUUCUGUGGAUCGGAAUCUUCACUAUUGGACUUACGAUUUCUGGCUCUAUCCUUUCAAUUUCUCUCGGUUCCCUCGCUUAUUUUGGCUGCACAUGGGAUCAGUGGCUCGAAGCUUGGCAAGAAGCUACUCUUGCGCACUCGAGGCGAAGGCGUGGACUCAAGUUUAACUGCAAAGACCCCAGCUGCCUGAAGCCAUCUUGUUUGUCUUGCAACGGCUUUUGGAACGAGUUCCACAUUUGCAAUGAAUCGUCGCUUGUCGCUCUACGCACUCAGAUCGAACAGGCGAUGAGCAUGGCCAUUAAACGGGUGUGCCCACGAUGCAACACUUCCUUUGUCAAGAACAGUGGCUGCAAUAAGCUCGCCUGCCCCUGCGGCUACAAGAUGUGCUAUAUAUGCCGCGCAGAUCUGACAGACGAGGGCUAUCGCCACUUUUGCGACCACUUCCGGCCGCAGGGCGAUGGCACCAAGUGUACACAAUGUCCCAAAUGCAACCUAUGGGAGAAGGAAAAUACAGAACUUGUUCUAUCCCAAGCCAAGGCAGAGGCCGAGAAGAGCUGGAAAAACAAGGAGAAAAAGGACAUCACGGACAAGGAAAAGACAUACUUGCGCACUGGUGCAGUCGGCGCCAGGGAGAGACUCACUGUGGGCCGCUUGCUUGCUACACAGGGCAUCUUUAUCUCAAGGCAACAGUUUGUCGACAUCUUGGUCGGCUCCAUGUUUCAAUAAACAGGGGACUCCGAACUCUCUUUGACUGCUCUUGCGAUAUUGUAAGGCGUUUGUACAUAUAGAGCGUGGCGCGUAUGGGGACGAGGUUUAAUGAAAGAAACGUAAGAAACAGUAUA